Molecule: messenger RNA, 1363 nt
Organism: Hippocampus zosterae (dwarf seahorse)
Lineage: Eukaryota; Metazoa; Chordata; Actinopteri; Syngnathiformes; Syngnathidae
Gene: gdpd3a
Product: glycerophosphodiester phosphodiesterase domain containing 3a
Exons: 10
Coding region: 39-1022 (327 amino acids)
Biological process (GO): glycerophospholipid catabolic process
Cellular component (GO): endoplasmic reticulum membrane
Molecular function (GO): phosphoric diester hydrolase activity; phosphatidylcholine lysophospholipase A1 activity
Source: RefSeq, a predicted model, not a curated record
AGUUUGAAGGGAGCUCUUGCAGGGAUUUUUAAAAGAAGAUGUGCGGGUUUUGGUGUGUCGUCCUCCCAGCGUUGGGAGGGUACACCCUCGCCUCCUUGUACCUGCUGAAGAACCCUCAUAUUCUUCAUAAGAGGAAAUGCGUGAGCUUCUACUGCACACACAUCUCCCACAGAGGAGGAUGUGGCGAGCGGAUAGAAAGCACCAUGGAGGCCUUCACUCACGCAGUGGCGCAAGGAACGCAGAUGUUGGAACUGGAUUGUCACUUGACGCGCGACGGCUAUGUGGUUGUGUCACAUGACGAGAAUCUUUUGAGGCAGACGGGCCAUGACAUCACCAUCUCUUCAGUCAGCGUUCAGGAUUUACCUUUGUACAAGGAGAGGCUCGAGUUGACUUUUUAUCGAGGUCACUACAGCAGUGGUUCCGACAGGACGUUUACUUUGCUGGAGGAUGUGUUCAGAAAGUUCCCGGAAAUCCCAAUCAGUAUUGAAAUCAAAGAGAACAACGACCAGUUGAUAGAAAAGGUGUCGCAGCUGGUUAAACGCUACCACAGGGAGGAGAUCACCGUCUGGGCGUCUGUGAACUCAAACAUUUUGAGCAAAUGCCGUCAAACGAAUGCAGCCAUGCCGUACAGUUUUUCCUUAUCCCGAGGUGUGCUACUGCUUCUCUUCUUCUACAGCGGCCUGCUGCCCUUUGUGCCGCUGGGAGAGAGUUUACUGCAGUUCUACCUGCCGCGUAUCAUGAACAGGACGUUUAUUCCCGAGAAGAACAUUUUGAGGAACGGCUUGAUUGUCACUUUAAUAGAAAAACUAACGAUGAGGAAGAGUCUCUUUAAACAUCUUGCAGCCCGGGGGAUUCAGGUGCAUUUGUUUGUGUGCAACACAGAAGAACACAUAAGAGCAGCAUUCGAAGCGGGGGCAACGGGGGUGAUGAGUGACUACCCCUCGCUGCUGUCCAACUACCUCCUCAGAAACACUCGGGAGGAGUGUGAGUCGUUCACGUCUGAAGUCCACAAUACUUCAUAAAUGGCAGAUUUUCGGUGCACGGAGAUCGGAAAAGGUCUUCAAGCAAGACGCGCAUGUGAAGAGUCAGCACAUUCUGACAAAGCUUUCAGAAUUACUCAAUUAUUGUAUGACUGAUUCGUUUCCCCAGCCCCCACCAAGAAUCUUCCGGACCUAGCUCAGUAUUACAUUAAAAUUUCCGAACAACGUGACAGCUCAUUCCUGAUGAUAAGACUGUGAUUACAUUGCCAUUACUUGAAUGAAUGAUCUUCUGUUCCCGAACGCGCGAUUAUCAUUUGUAUGUUUCAAUGUGGUCACAUCAUGAGAAUGUUAUCAAAGAAGCAAAUAUAGAAAAGACAAAAACA